CUUCCGGAAGGGACGUUCCCCGUGUCAUCUGCAACACCUGAGAAAAAAUGUUUAGAAAGUUGCUAAAUAGAAAAGACGAGAAGGGGCAGGUUAUUGAUAAUGCAGAUACUAACAAGAGCAACUCUUCUAAGUCCUCCCCUGUUAAACAAGAACAGAAUGCUGCAGAAGAAGAAGCACAGGGAUUUCUAUGUCCUAUGUGUAUGAAAUCUAUGCCAUCUGCUGAAGCACUACAGAAUCAUUUUGAUGCUGAGCAUGAUGAAAACAAACCUCAGGGAGAAGGAUUUCUAUGUCCAAUGUGUAAGAAGUCCUAUAAUACACCAGAGGAACUGCAAUCUCAUUUUGAAACGCAUGACAUGGAGGCUAAUCAUAUAUCGGAAAACAGAGAUGGAGAUGUUUUUGCUCUCAGACAAGAAGUAGAAAAUCUAAAAUUCUCAUUGAGAGACAGUCAAAAAUACACAGAGCAGCUAAAAAUAGAACUGCAGAAAGGAAGAUCUGGCAGUGGCAGUGGUAAAAUACCUUUAACAGAAGAUGAGAAAUCUGAGUUAGAGAUGAUGCAAAUGCAGUUGAAAGGCUCUGAAGAAAGUAGAACUAUUUUAAUGAAUGAAUGUCACCAUUUGAGGGCUAAGGUAGAGGAAUUGUCAGGAAAACAAGAAUUAAUGACAGAAGAAGGCAGUAGAUUGUCUACUAAAUCUGGUCAAAUGGCAAGUGAAUUAGUGACAGUUAAAGCUAAAUGUGAUGAACUAGAAGGACAAAAGGGGGCAUUAGAAGAUCAUAUACACACAUUGAAGGGACAGAUAGAGUCAAAAGAAACAUUCAUACAUAAUUUAGAGGCACAGCUAUCACAAAGGCCAGGAGCAGAGGAUGUGAUGGUUCUGAAGCAGGAACUUAUAUCAGUACAAACUUUGAUGGAUAAUUUGUCACUUGAGAAAGAGAAAGAGAAAGAUGCUAUCGAGAAACUUUAUAAUGAACUGAAAACUAAAAACAGUGUCACAGAAGAAAAACUUAAGCUGUUAGAAGCUCAGAUAUCAGAGUCCCCAAAAGUGGAAGAAGUACAGAGACUACAGUCUUCCAUUGAAGAAAAGGCAAAUUCAUUCACACAACUUCAGAAGGAUUUAAAACAAACACAGGAAGAACUUAAUCUACUCAAGACACAACAUGAAAAGAUGUCAUAUGAGAAAGAAAAUGUAGAAAAAGAACUGAAAUCAAAGUCAGAGGAGUCUGGCAAACUUCAGAAUGAUCUUGAUAAAAGAGUUUUAGAGAUAGAGAACCUACAGAAAGAGGUCAAGGCCAAAACAGACCAGUACACAGAACUACAGUCAAAUAUUAUGAAGGGCCAAGAAAGUUCAUCUAUUGUACAGAAGCAGUUGACAGAAAGAGUUGAAGAAAUUACACAGUUAAAAGUUGAUGUGACAAAAAGAGAUUCAGAAAUAGUCCAUCUUACACAACUAGCUGAAACUCGAGCUAAUCAAAUCUCAAACUUAGAGGAAGACUUAGAUGUUAAAGAAAAGGAUGUUAUUCAAUUAAAAUCUGAAAUAGACAGCUCUAGUGAGGAAGUUAAAAAGUUACAAAAACAAAUGGAAGACAGAAGUUCACAAUUUGGAAAUGUGAAUUCUGAAUUACAAAAGAAAGAACAAGAAAUGGAGUCUGUAAAAGAUGAACUUAAGCUAAAAGUAGAGAAAAUAAGUGAGAUUCAAACUGAAUUAGACAACUCAUUAUCUGAAGUCACAAAUUUGAAGCAGAGUGUGGAAGAGAAAGAUAAAGAAAUUUCUGAAAUGAAGUCGGAAGUUGAAACUAUACAAAAAAGACUUGAAGAGAAGGAUAGUUUUAUAGAAGACAUAGAGAAACAACUUGGUGGAUCUAAAUCAGAGUCUGUGGCCUUGUUACAUCAGAAAGAACAGCAGUAUAAUGAGAUUAAACUGGAACUUGAAAAAGUACAGUCAAAUAAUGAUACAAAAAUAUCCCAGAUUGAAGAUCUUCAGAAACAGCUGACAGAUUUACAACAACAUUAUCAAACAGAGUGCAGCUCCAGUGCAGAAUUAAGAUCUGCUAUUUUAGAAAAAGAAAACUUACUCGAAGAAGAAACAAGAAAAAUACAAUCAAGAGAUGAGAGAAUUUCUAGUUUAGAAGAACAGUUGUCCUCAGUGAAAGAGGAGGCAACAAGAAUGGAGACUGAAAGGACAAAUUUAUUAGCAAAGAUGGAGGCUGGGGAAGGUAUUGAAACAGCAAUUAACCAGCUUAAUCAAGAAAAGACAAUUUUGCAAGAAAAGAUUUCCCAGUUAGAAAGUUCUGCCACUGUUCAAGAAAAAGAAACUUCUGAAAAGCAGGAAAAGCUCCAUAAACAGUUACAGGAGGUUAAAGGUCAGCUGAAAAAUUCUCAAGACAAGGUGGAGAAGUUAAAGGGAUCAUUGUCUGAGAAAGCAGAGAAAAUAACACAGCUACAGCAAAAAUCAGCCCAGUUAGAGGUUGAUGUUCAGUCAAAAACAGAAUUACUUCUAGCAGCAGAGUCAGCUAAAACUAGUCAAAGGGCAGAUUUAGAAAAUCAUAUCAAAACAGCUCAAAACUUGGUUGAGGAGAAAACUAAUGAACUGUCCAAAAUGAAACAACAGUGGCAGCAGACUUUAUCUGACCUUUCUACUAAAAAAGAGAAGAUAGCAUCAUUGGAAGGAACUAUCAAAGAACAUCAAGACAAGAUAACACAACUUACACAACAAAAUACAGCUUCUGAACGACAAAUAACAGAAAAGAAUGAUAGAAUUGAAAAAAUAGAUAAUGAGCUGAAAGAGACAAAAUCUACACUAACCACAACAAAGAAAACAUUAGAGGAGAUAAAACAGAGAUUAGAACACAAAGAACAAGAAUCAGAAACAACAAAAAAGAAUCUAACCACAGAAAUAAGUAAGCUGAAUGCAGUGGUAGAGAAAAAAGCCAAAGAAAACAAAAAACUAACAGAACACAAUGAGUUCUUGGUGACAGAAGGUAAAAAGAAAGAGAUACAGAUUAGUGAGUUAUCACAGGAAGUAGUCAAUACAAAGAAAUCACUGUCAGAUACCAAGUUGGCACUUGAUACCAAAGCUUCAGAUUAUAAUCAGGCUCAGGUAGCACACCAACAGGAAGUGACAUCAUUAAAGAAAGAGACAGAAUCUUAUCAACAAAAGUCAUCAUCAACAGAACAACAAUUGAACAAUCAGCUGAAAGAAGUCAUGGAACAAAAAGAAAAUUUAACAAUGGAAAAAGAAAAACUACAAACUUUGUCAACAGAAUUGCAGAAAAAAUUAGCUGAGAGGGAAGAGGAACUCAAAUCUACUGUACAGAGCUUACAGACUGAAAAGUCUGAGGCAAAUGAUUCUUUUGAGAGAAGUAAAAAUGAAUUGAAUGACAAGAUAACAUCACUGACUUCACAGAUAGACGAACUGAAUACACAGUUACAGAAUGAAAAGGAUACUUUGACUGCUACAAUGGGCUCAGAGAAUACAAUGAAAUCUCAAAUCGCAGAGUUAAUAACAGAAAAAUCAACUGCAGAAAAACAAGUUGAAGAAUUAAAAUCACAACUGUCAGAUACUACAGAGAAAUUAGAAGUUCAGAAAGAGCAGAUAACUCUUAAAGAACAGCAGUUGCAAGGAAUGAUCCAAGAGAAAGUUGAUGAGAUAGAUAAUCUUCAACAACAAAAUAAGGCUUUGACAGAGAAGUUAGAAUCCAUAGAAACAAACUUACAAACAGAAGCAGCAUCGGUUACAGAAUUGAAAGAAAAAUGUACAACUUUGGAAUCUGAAUUAGAAAGGGCGAAGGAAAGAGAAACUGAACUUAAUAACUCAUUUGAUGAGCUUAGUGAAGUAAGAAAUGCUAUGAAUACACAGAUGGUUGAACUAGACAAAGAAUUAGCAGAAAACAAAUCAAAGAGAGAAGAAUUACAACUGUACAAGGAUACUUUGGAUGCCCAAUUCCAAGAGUUAGAGAAAAAGUACACUGAAACCAAAGCAGAAAAUGACUCCUAUGAGAAGGAAAUUGGUCAGCUAAAAUCAGCACUAGAAACUGAGAAAGAGGAAAGAAAGAAGGAAGUAACAGAACUACUUGAAGCUAAAGAGAUACUGAUCAGUCAGAAAUUGGAGGUUACUAAUCAGCUUGAAGGAAUGGAAAGCAUUAUUAAUAAAACAAAAGAUGAAAAAGAGGAGGCAGAGGUAAAAUUUACAGAUCUCCAGAAGAGUUUACGAGAGGAAAAUUCUUUGCUUCAGACUAAGUUGUCAGAUCUAGAAAAGUCCAAAGCUGAAAUACAAAGAAAUUUAGAUGAAGAACAAGCUAAAUUUGAACUACAAACAACUGUCCUGAAUGAAAACUUGACCACUAUCAGAGGUGACAUGGUCACUGCUCAACAGCAAGUAGAGGAACUCAGUAAAUCCAAUGAUGAACUCAGGGGUGAAAAACUAGCUUUAGAAGCCAAGCUUGAAAAUAACAAUGAUGAAAGACGAUUGCUAUUAGAGAGGUGCCUUACAAGUGAGGGUGAAUGUGAAAAUUUACGAGAAAAGUCUGUAGCAUUACGGAGAAAAUUAGAUGAUACACAGUCAGCACUUCAAGAACUUGGAAGAGAAAAUCAGUCUUUGCAGUCAGAUGAUGAAGAGAUAACAACCACAAAAGUACAGAGUAGAAAAUGGGCAGACGACAGUGAAUGUAAGGAGUGUAUGGCUUGUGCCAAAAAUUUCUCUGUAACUGUCAGAAAGCAUCACUGUAGACAGUGUGGCAAUAUAUUUUGUAAUGACUGUUCCUCUAAAGAGGCUCUAUUAGCUAACUCAAAGAAACUUCAAAGAGUAUGUGAACACUGCUAUAAAGAUCUUACAAAGAAAAAAUAACAUGUGAGGAAUUUUUCAACCAUUUUGUCCAUGUCCAGUGCAGAAAUAUGCUUUCUUUUGCUUCUGAUACAUAUGCAUGGCCAAAGUUCAUCCUUUUCACUCAUUUGCACAUAGCUAUUGAUAUUGUACAAUCAUUUUGAUAAUAGAGGUGCUUUUAUGGAAUUUUUAUUGUAAAUAUGAUUUUUUUUUUUUUGCUUACAAUUUUAAUACCAAUUAGUACGGAUGAUUCAGAACUUUUAAUAUUUUCAUUUAGAUGUGAAGCUUGUUUUAAAUUAAUGGCUCAACUUCUGAUAAUAUUUUAUUAAUUAUUACCGUAUUUGAUUUUUAGAAACUGAAGAUUUACAAUUGAUAAACUAUUAUAUUGAAAUUUUUAUUAAGCAUAUAUGCAAAUCCAUCUUCACAUACUAGCCAUGCCAGUGAUAAACACCGUCCUCAGGAAUGAAUUUCUUAGACCUGCCCUGCACAAAAUCCAAUAUUUUAAUACACAUUGUAAGAAUGACAAGUCUUACCCAUAUAUUUGUAAAUAUAUAUACUUUUUAUUUUAAUAUUACAAUAAAAAAAAAUGAAUCAUAUAAUGGUAUGAACUUUUCUUCUUAAUUAUUUGAUCAGAGUAAAAUUUGGUUUUGUUUAAACUAUAAAACAGAAUGUACUGAGCUUUUAGAGGAUUGAUGAAUCUAUUUUCCUUUAAAUUUACAUACUUAUGAAGUGACUUCAUCUAUGCAGAUUUAACCUUAUUUUUAUUUUUCUGUAAGGAGUUCAUAUCUCAGGGAAGAUUAGUUUUAUAGCUAAAUGUGUUUCCCUCUUUAAAUAAAGAAUUAUUAUUUUACAUCCCAUGUUACAAGUAGUAGGGACUUGUCUGACCAUCAGUCAUCUUAGUUUCUGGAUGAUAGAUCAAAUACUUUAUAUAAGAUUGCAACCUUACUUGGAUAUGUAGCCAAAUAUAGUGAGAGGAAGAUCCCCAUUUUGAGGUCAAUAUGUCAAAGGUCAUGGUCAAAGUUACUAAAAAGUGCAAAAAAGAGUUUCUGGAUAAUAAAUCGAGAACAUUACUUGGAAAAAUUGUCACACAUAAUGAGAAGAUACCUAUUGAUUAUUGAUUUAUUAUGUUAAACCUCAAGGUCAUAGUUACUUAAAUUAGUAGAGAAAAGGGGUUUUCAGAUAAUAACUCCAGAAAUUGCAUGGGGUUGCAAUUUAAGGAUGUUCGCUCCUCUUGCUUUUGAAUUUUUGUCAGAUAUUCGUAAUCCUCUGGUUAUAUCCAUGUAAUGCCAUUAAAAAAAUUUCCCACUAACCCCUACGUUUCUUUCCAUAAUUUGAUUACAUACAGUUCAAAAUGUCAUCUUUGAAAAUCUUAUAAAGUCCUUGUUAUUUUUUCAUCGCUUUUGAAAAAAAAGGUGCCAAUGUCAAAUGUAUGAAAAAUCUAGAGAGAAUCAUUUCCUGCCAAAAUUUUUAAUGGCUUAUAUCUCGAAAACAAGCACACUGACUCUUCUUUUUUUUUCUUUUUUUUAAUUUCUGUAUUUAUAUACUACCAAUUUAUAACAGUCUUUUAAAAAGCUUGUUAUUUUGAAACAUCCUCAACUUGCAUAUAUGGUCACAUAUUUAUGAAAGGAGAAUCCCUAUUGAUAUUAAAAUAAUUGCUUACAAGGUCAAGGUAAAACAUUUACCAUACAAAUAUACUAAAAAUAGUGUUUCCAGAUAAUAACCUAAGAAUCUUAUAUGAAAUUGGAACAAAACUUGGAUAUAUGGGAGCAUAUAAGGUGAGGGAGAUCCCUAUUUAUUUUGAUGUACAAUGUAUGGCAUACAUGUGAUAUUGUGAGCUUGUAAGGUUCUUUAAUUGAAAAAAAAUGCAGGUGCUUAUUUCAGGUAGGCAUUGUAAUGUUGGACUUUGACCUCAAUGCAAAUUAUUCAUGUGAAAUCUGGUGUCAUCAAUUUUCUAUUUAUUGGAGUUCUAUCAAUAGCCAUUAUAUUUCUAUUGGUACUUACGUAAAAAUGUUUUGUUUAAAUGUGUUAUUUAUCAUAACAUUAAGCCAGUAUGCAAAUUUGACAAUUUUGAUGAACAAUUUUCAUUUACAGUAUCAGCACUUGGUUUGUAUCCAUAAUCAAUUUUAAAUUCUUCUUUUAUAUAUUUGGUCUAAAAACUUUAUUUUUAAACAAAAGUACAUGAAUUGUAUAAAUGUGUUGCUCAUUAUUCAGACAUGCUGAAAAACAGUAUUGAAGGGAAAAAAGUUUCUACAUAGGAAGAAAAUGAGAUAUGGGAAAUUGUGAAUGAGAAUUAGCAGUUAAACUAGCCCCUUAUCAACCAAAAAUGAGCAGACAAAUAUUUUUAAGGAAAGUGUAUCACUCAUCCAUACCCUACAUUUCUAACAUAGAUAUAAGAAGAUGUGGUAUGAGUGCCAAUGAGACAACUCUCCAUCCAAGUCAAAAUUUAUAAAAGUAAACCAUUAUAGGUCAAAUUACGGUCUUCAACACGGAGCCUUGGCUCACACCGAACAGCAAGCUAUAAAGGGCCCCAAAAAUUACUAGUGUAAAACGGGAAAACCAACGGUCUAAGCUAUAUAAAAAACGAGAAACACUUAUGAACCACAUCAACGACAACUACUGAACAUCAGAUUCCUGACUUAGGGUUUAAACAUGUCUGAAUAAUAAAGCAAGAUGGUAAAAAUACAUGUAAUUGAACAUUUAUUUUCAUGCCUACCUGUAGCCACUGGAGGACACUCAGGACUUGAUGGUAGAUAAUACUGCUGUGAUACACUGGAUAAACAAACGUUUUUUUACUAUGCUUUUGGUGUCAAGGUUGUUUUUACUACAUGUACAUGUACUUUUAUACAAAACAAUGAAUCAUUACAUCAACUUCCUGGUCUUGUCCACUGUGGAAGCAGUCAGAAUAAAACUUUUCAUAUUAUUUACUUUUCAUUUUGAGACAGCAAAAUUGUACAUUUUACUUCUAAAUUUUUAAGUCAGAAUUAAGUGAAUGUUCUUCAACAUCAUUUCAUAGGAAUUUGCAAUUCGAAAGUAAUAAUGUGAAAGGAACUAUAUUGUUGGAUUACUAAUACUUGUGUUAAAAUUCAAGAAAAUCACAAUUUGUUUAGUGUAUCAAAACCUGACAAAGUUUUAAAAUCAGUUGUUUUAACCCUUAAAACAGCUCAAGCCUUCUUACCUAAGUUUGCAAAAAAAAAAAAAAAAGAAAACCUCUGUGCCACCUGCUCUCAUUGAAUAGGUGACCACUAACCUACUGGGUAAGUGACCAGUGGACAGUUUCCAGAAUGGACAAGUGUAUUGAAGAUGUCAUAAAUUUUCUGAAUUUGUUGAAAAUUAAUAAAUGCUUUAAGUGGUAAAAGGGUUUGCUAAAACAUCGGGUUAAAUAAAAAGAUGCAAACAGCAAUCUGUAUUAAAAUGUUUUUAAACAGUCUAUAGCUUUGUUUUUUUAUUUUUUUAUGACUUGAUUUAUUUAUGAAAUGUUUUCAGGAACAUCACUUGUAUUGAUAUUUUAAAGAGAUGUGUGAAUGAGAUAUAAUAUGAUUUUCUUUGAUGUUUUAUUAUGGUAAAAUAAAGAUAUUGCCUUCUUAUGAAACAAAAGUAACCAAUUAAAAGUUGGUAAAGUACUGUUUCUUGGCUUUUGGUUUUGUUACCUGUAGGGAGACUAUGUUAUCAAUAAAAACACCUUAUCCCUUCAUUUUAAUAACAACCGGGAUAGAUUUGAUAUCCACUGUCAAUUUGUCAAAGUAAAAUUACAUCUCCAUUUCUUUAUGAAAAUGACGAGAAUGGUUAAGUAUUGCAUUCACUGUCCAUCCCUCCCCCUGUUCUUUCAACAAAUAUUUCUGUCACACUUUUCUAUGGUACUACUGACCAAAAUUACUUCAUACUUGGUCAGCAGUUUUACAGUGUUGAUUUAUAAUGUGUAAGCCCUUUAUUAAUCUGUUAACUUAAAAUGUUUCUUCACAUAUUUCUCCCAUAAUUCUUAAAAAGACCAUGUUUGGUCAGCUGAUUGAGUUGUAACAUGUCCAGACACCUACUUACUGUUUUUGGAUAUUUGAAUUAGCAGUGGGGGUAUGGUUAUCAAGACAACACAUGAAUUGUUGUUUUUGAAUUGUUAUAACAUUACAUGACAGUCAAGUUACAGUAAUAAAUUUACAUUAGAACAACAGCUCUGGUUGGUUGAUGACAAAGUAAGACUUCAAGAGUGCAGUGGUUUUUUUUUGUCACUUUUGUACUGAUAAUAGAAUUUUUGCAUACUGAUAAUAGAAUCUUUGCAGUAUGAUCAAUCAGCUUGUCUGUAACAGGCUAGGAGUAUGAUGCUUGUUCUCCAGUUGUUUUAAAGGUCAUUGAGUUGUAUAUAGGGAAUUUACUUCAAAAUAAAUUGAAAUUUACAGGAUUCCUACAGAGUUUUAUCAUGUUCAUCCAUAAAGGAUUGUAUUUUGUAAAAACUAGUGCAUGGUAUUGUAAUAUUUCAUCAACAGUUACAAUUUUGUUUUGUAAUUCCUAUAAACAAAUAGAAAAUGGGAUUUUUAUUUGUAAUUUUACAUUAACCAUACAAAUAAUUUCAUUCUUUAGUAUUUAAUGUUUUCUUCCAAAAAUUCAUAAAUUAAAAAAAAAAAGAAUUCUUAAGAUCUACCAUUUAUGUUAGUAUGAAUGGAUUUUUAUUCUGCUCUGCAUGGUGUCAGAUUACAUAAAUGAAAAUUCAAAUUUUGAUGAAAAAAUGCUUAAAAUAGGAUGCAAUGCUUUAAUAAUGGUGUGAAUGUUAUUAGAGAGUUUUUUUUAUAUUGUUAUUCAGUAAAAAAAAAUGUUAUUUUUCAUUAUUUUAUUAUUAUAUACAUAUUUUACAUGUUUUCCUGGUGACCAAAUAAAACGUAUACAUUCCAUAA
Mytilus californianus (California mussel) is the source of this 9697-nucleotide messenger RNA. Its product is annotated as early endosome antigen 1-like. The transcript has 42 exons. Gene Ontology annotation, molecular function: 1-phosphatidylinositol binding; metal ion binding. Gene Ontology annotation, biological process: endocytosis. Lineage: Eukaryota; Metazoa; Mollusca; Bivalvia; Mytilida; Mytilidae. The record is from RefSeq and is a predicted model, not a curated record. Gene Ontology annotation, cellular component: early endosome. Bases 48 to 4841 code for a protein of 1597 amino acids.